GUUUAUCCGUAAGCAGGGUCUGGACCGUCUGUUUUUCGAAUGCGACACCCACAUGUGGAGACUGGGCGACCGUAAAAUCGCAGAAGGCAUCUCUGUGGAUGGAGGGUCCGACUGGUUCCUCCUCAACCGCAUGUUUGUGGAAUAUGUCAUCAACUCAAAGGACGACCUGGUCACCAGCAUGAAGCGCUUCUACUCCUACACUCUGCUGCCGGCCGAGUCGUUCUUCCACACAGUGCUGGAGAACAGCGCCCACUGUGAGAGCAUGGUGGAUAACAACCUGCGCAUCACCAACUGGAACCGCAAACUGGGCUGUAAGUGCCAGUACAAGCACAUCGUGGACUGGUGCGGCUGCUCCCCCAAUGACUUCAAGCCUGCCGACUUCCACCGCUUUCAGCAAACGGUGCGGCCCACCUUCUUUGCCAGGAAGUUUGAGGCCAGCGUGAACCAGGAGAUAGUGAACCAAUUGGACUCCUACCUGUACGGAACCUUCCCCCAGGGGACGCAGGGCCUGAACUCCUACUGGGAGAACGUUUACGACGAGCCCGAUGGUGUGGCUAGCCUCUCGGACACGCAGCUCACGUACUUCCACUCUUUCUCGAGGCUGGGUCUGGCCCGAGCGGCCGCCUCUCUGCAGGGGAACCCAAAGGAUCACAGCUGCAGGUACUUCCCCAUGGGUCAUCCGGUGUCAGUGCAUCUCUACUUCCAGGCAGACCAGUUCCAGGGCUACCUGGUGAAGCACCACGCCACCAACCUGGCAACGAGCAAACUGGAGACCAUGGAGACCUGGGUGGCUCCCAAGAAGAACUUUAGGCUAACCACGCCUGCCAGCAGCACAUUCAGCAGGUUGCAGCUUGCAGAGAUUGGCACUGAGUGGGAUGCCAAAGAGCGCAUGUUCAGAAACUUUGGCGGCCUGAUGGGCCCCAUGGACGAGACGGUGGGCAUGCAGAAGUGGAGCAAGGGGCCCAACGUCACCGUCACGGUCGUGUGGAUCGACCCCACCAACGUCAUCGCGGCCACCUAUGACAUCCUGAUCGACGCGGGGGCAGAGUUCACUCACUACCGCCCGCCGCUCAACCUGCCGCUGCGGCCCGGCGUGUGGAGCGUCCGCAUCCUGCACCACUGGAGCCCCGUGGCCGAGAUGCGCUUCCUCAUCGCCCCGCUGACCUACAGCAAGCGCCAGCCCAUACGACAAGAGGAUACUCUGAAGCUCCACAACGGGCCCACUAAGAACAGCUACAUGGAGCAGAGUUUCCACGGCCUCAACCCGGUGCUCAACAUCCCGGUCAGCCUGGGCUUCGUGGAGCAGGCCAAAAGGAACGCGGCCCUGACCGGCCCCGAGCUGGAGCGCUGGUCAGACAGCCUGGUGGGCGAGAUGUGGGAGGCGGCCGACGUCUGCGCCGUGGGCCCCACCGCCUGCCCCGUCAUGCAGGCCUGCCCUAAGAACCCCUGGAGUUCCCUGAGCCCAGACCCCAAGUCCCACAUGGGAGUGGCGCGCGAAGACGGGCGCAUCAGGUAGCAGCGAGGCCUCCAGCUGGACAGGAGGCCGCGGCGCAGGAGAUUCACUGUUGAUUUUUAUUUAUUUAAGGGGUUCGCUGCAGGUGGGGGAAGGAAACGUGAUCUCUGUCUCUGAAGGAGAGGGAAACAAAGGAAAAAGUGUAUUUUCUCGGGGGUUGGCGAGGGUGUCUGGACAGAAAGCGAAAGGAACGAUUUUCAGAUCCUCCCACGGGGUUCCUCCUUUUAGGGGAUUAUGCUGGCUUUGCUAUUUCAGUUUCUCAGUGUAUUUAUUUUUCUUCUCAUGGCUGAAUUUUACUGUGAUCAAACGUUGCAAUUUUCGAGCAUUUAUUUUUGCUGCUGAAUGAAUUAUGAAGUCAGCUUUUAAAGCCCUGCACGGGGCACAGUGGUCAUGUGACACUGGCAACAGACGAAGCUCUGCUGCAGAAAAAGACAUGCAUGAGGAGGAAGCCUAGUACUGAACUAAAUGUGCCUCCUUAAGUGUGUGUCAACAUAAACAAAAUGAGACAACAUCUGAGUGUUCAGAUUUACCCAAACAGUCGGAGAAGAUUAUUUUGAUACAACUCAAAUGCAGCACCAUUUAAGAUUAUAAAUGUCCCAUUUAUGGAGAAAUAUUUUAGCAUUUUCAAAGCAAAUUAAUUCAAAACUCAAGAGAUAGUUGGAUGACUUCAGUUUGUAAAUCAGUAGAACGGAUAAGUAACAGCAGCACAACUGCUCUCAGUUCAGUGGCUGAUCAGGAUGUGGAACUGCUGCAGUAACAUUUCGUUAAAAUAUGGAAAAAGAAGAAUGCAAAUAAAGAGGCCUUUUCAGAAUAAUGAAACCUAUUUGGAUUAUAAUAGAAAUCUAAUGUUAGUUUUAGUGUUGUAAAUUCAUAAAAGCUUCAUUUUUGUUCUUUGUACAAUAGCGUUUUAAGACUUCACAUUCACAUAGUUUCGGUUUAUUUUACUAAAAACCAACAGGUUGUUUUUUUCACCGACAUGCCUCCAACUGAAACACUCGAGCUGACCUUAAAUGAUCAUCCUCAUCUUUUUUUACUUUCUUCCACCUUAUGUUGUACAAGAUUAUACAAGUCUCAAAAAAAAUGUGUGAAUGAGGAAGGGGGGUUGGGUGAGUCCAUGAGUCGCUAUUUAUUUAUAAGUUUAUAUUAAUACUGAUAUUUUUAGUCAGUGACUAAAUAACUGCGACGCUGCCUUGGCAGCAUGAUAAUAUUUUUUGUAAAGAAAGCCGCCUUUAUUUACAAAGGCCCUAACCCCAAACUUGUACCUUUUUACGGCCCGCACCUGUGUGUUAGUCCAUGUUGUCCUGUCUGAAUAGAUCUCCUUGUCUUGGUUUCGUACAUGGCUGUUUGCCAAGAGAAAGACACUGACCUGCGGGGUCAGAGGUCAACUAUACCUAACAACCUCGGCAAGGGGAACAAACCUCACACACAUUGGACAGCGUCUGAGUCAAAGAAGAAACUUUGCAUUUUGGUGUUUCAUGGUUCAAGUCAGUUUCAGAAUGAUUGUGGUGAUCUUCAUGCUGUGACCAUAAUGUACAAUUUCAAGUGAAUAUUAUAUUGUAUUUGAUUGCAAAAUGCAUAAAUCCCUACAUGACCCAUCAACCCUUGUUCUGCCAUUGAGACAAUCUCCGGACAACAAUUUAUAACUCAUCCUGAACAACAGGUGCGCUCAGAUGUUUGUUUUUCUUUGAAAUAAGUUUCAUCUGGAGCCAAUUAGAGUUCAAUCUGUGAUUGUCAACAUUGUUUAGCCACCACACGGGCUAAGUGAGUGUUUCUGCACAGGCUAAUUAAGAGACAUUUCUGUUCAUUAAUGUCAAGUUCACCUUGCCUCUCUUGUCGGAUGUGUCGAAUGCUAUCACUCCUUCCCUCUUAACGCAUUAUGGGGUUUAAGAUGAAAAGGACAGUUUUAGUUUUUCACUGGUUGGCUUCUGCUGCCAGCUUUUAACUUAUCAUGCCUCCCUGUUCAGAACAACUACAUCACACAAUACAUAUUAUUAUGUAAGCUCAAUGACAGUUUUGGAAAAAGGUGAAUUAAAUAAAUGUAAGUCAAUGUGGAAGUCCUAUUUUGUAACAAAAUGAUUAACAAAUGAAGAUGUACAUAGGUAUUUUGUAUUGAAAUAUUGUUUUAAAAAAAAGGUAUUGUACAUGUAAAUACAGAUGUGGUUAAAAUUAAUUAUUAAGAAUUUCUGAAGUGUUAAUAACUGGGCACAAAGAGUAAAUUGAUGGUGUUUAUUGAUCAAAGUACAUAACCUGUUUCAGUGUUUUUUGGACAGCUGUGACAACAACCUUGUCCUUUUUGCCUCUCAGAGAAAAUCACAUGCCAGAUUGUUGUUGUUCUUGCUGGAAUGUAUUGUUGAGCAACUGUUGCACAAACUUCUUUGAACUGACGUUCCCCCCCCCCCCGUUAUCUUUUUCCGGGGAGGCUCUGUGUGCCUUAGCUGACUUUUAGUAUGUUCUCUGUCCAUUAAAAGAAGGAAAACCUUUUAUUAUGUUAUUUGUUUUUUGAUCUGAUGGGAAGAAUACCAUGAGUUUGUGGAGUGGUUCACUGGUACUGCAACACCAAAAAGAUGUCUGCUGAUGUAUAUAUCAUCAGGCCUUAUGUCUUUAUCAGCUUUUGUUUUUAUUUGUUUUGUUGUUCUUGACUGGCUUGUCUUACUUUUCUCUGACUGCUUUUUGGAAAUAAAAUU
Messenger RNA from Notothenia coriiceps (black rockcod), 4197 nucleotides. RefSeq names its product xylosyltransferase 1-like. The annotation marks the transcript as partial. NCBI's taxonomy places the organism in Eukaryota, Metazoa, Chordata, Actinopteri, Perciformes, Nototheniidae. Gene Ontology annotation, molecular function: protein xylosyltransferase activity. Gene Ontology annotation, cellular component: membrane. Gene Ontology annotation, biological process: chondroitin sulfate proteoglycan biosynthetic process; heparan sulfate proteoglycan biosynthetic process. The transcript is spliced from 6 exons. The record is from RefSeq and is a predicted model, not a curated record.